AUGCACGACCAUUCACCGGAACCGGUUCAGAAUGACCGGGAACAGGCGCCUCCCUCUUUGGCCAGCACGCUACUGCCGGACCUCUCCCUCUACACAAACCCCAACCCAAUCCCAGACCCUGAUACCACAACCCUGGAGGAGCUUGCUCAUCUAGUAAGGCUUAGCAAGUACCAGGAGCGCAAGCGCGCAAAUACCAGGAUACGGCUUCAGAGAAGCUUGAUUUCGGCCGCCUUGUCCGCUCGCUUGACGCGCUGCGGGGAGAUGGCGCAUCGAAAUCUUGUAGACUGUUUCCGAACCGAUGAUAAGAAAACCUUCGCUAGCUUGUAUAACGCCAUUCAUGAUGUGAGGAAGAGCUGCGACGAGCUGCGGAGGUACACCCUGCUGGAACCAGAGAUGGACUCUCUCAACUCGUCGGCGUUCAACUCUACUGAAAACCUAGAUGCCUCCUCUACCCCGUACCGGACCCUGGUGCUCCUGGCUCUCUCUCUCCAUACGGACCAACCCGGACUUCUUAGCUGCAAGGUUAUGCUCUCUCUCGAGCUCCGAACUAACUACGUUGACAAGCUUUCAUCAAGGACUGGAGCCCAUCGAAUCCGUCCUCCCCUCCCAUCUGAGCCGGCCCCCGCACCGCGAGGGAAUAUGAGCACUGCGGCGCGUAAUCCAGGGCAGGCAACCAGCACUGUUGGUCGCCUCCUUUCAUUCCAGAGACACGACCCCCUCUCCACCUUGAUUUACACAUGCUUCGCGAAUUCCGCUGGCCCCGAUAGCUCCGAGGAUCGAAGGAAGACGCAGAUCUGGGCAACGGCCUGCUCCCGGCUCAUUUCGGAAGCCAAAUCUGGCUUGGAACCUUUUCUCCUAUCAGUUUUGAAUGCCUGGUCAUCAAUGAGGGACUGGUCCGGUAGAUCGAACAUGGAGUGGUACCUAAUGAAGAUUUUAGAGGAUGGCGCCUUUCUUCUUGCGCGGGCGGAAGACCAACACGGGACUCGGUUCCACAUUUCCGGUUGGGCACGGGAUGGCAACAACGCCGCCGCCGAGGACUUCUAUCAAAGGGCAGUAGGAGACUUGUUUGCAGUAAUUGAUGAUGACGAUGCUACCGGCAUACCCGAGGGUUUCCUGGAACUGGGCAACGAGAUUAUUAGGCAGCUGGAUCCCCAGCGAGCGGACAGCACAAAGAAGUUCCUGGUUUGCAAAUGGCUCUUCCAGACUUUCCUCCUCCGCGCCAUCAUUCACCCCGAGAGCCACGGCAUGAUGGCUGAAUACCACAUCACCGAGUAUGGCCGGCAGAAGAUCCUGUGGCAGGUCGCCAUGAGGGCCAUGCAAUACGUUGCCGAGUACGCCUCCUGGACCAAAAAGGCUCCCCUUUCUUUCCCGUCCAAGAUCCAAACACACAUUGAGAAUAUCUUCAACAAGCUUCGGGGCACCCGCUCGCACAUUCCCACCGCAAAGCUGUUACCAGCCCGAUCCGUGACUUCGCUUCGAGAGACGGUGGAAGUCCAUCCGUACCUUGUUAUUAGCCCCGCCGAUUUAGUGACCAUGGUCAACGCCUUGUACCCGGAGCAGCGGCCUCAUUCGCGUGCUUCGAGCAGCCUUCGAUCGGGAGCACCAUCGAUUUCUGGAUUCUCGGCCAUUUCCCAGCCCAUGUCCAUUGUAUCUCGCAACACCACCGGGAACACCAAUUUUGAGACGGCGUCCGUGCUGAGCAAUAGCGUAUCCUCCUCCGUGAUCAGUGACAACACCGGCUCCAAGGAGGCGUCGAGCUUCGACCCGCGAACCGGGACCCCCUUGCGCUACACCCCACCCGCCGCGGAGGUCCUUUCGUCCAACCGGACCAGCACCUACGAGGACGAUGGGUACCGCCUCAGGCUGGCGCUCCACGAGAUGUCGCAGUCCCUCGGCUUGGAGUUGAUGAAUGGAUCCUGCCACCCUUGCGCAGAGCGGUGGGCCGUGCUCUUCAUCUCGUCAAACGGCAGCCGUCUCUCAUCCCAGAUGACGUUCGACCCAGACGACGACGCCGACGAGGACGAAACCUCGUCCAUUACCUCGGACUCGGACUCGGAUGACGACGAUGGAGACCUGGACCUCGACAAGGAGUACUCCCAGCUUCGCGAUUCCAUCCUCAAGCUCGUAGAAGACUAUGAAAUACCUAGAACCGCGGCUCCAGAAGGAAGAGAGACGCAGCUGAGCAACCGAGCAACCGGCAUCAAGAAGUAUCGGCACAAGAAUAAAAUCAUCACCUCCGAGAGCUCCACCCGUAGUCGGAAUCCCUAUUAUCAAAGAAGCGAGGGCGCGGAUACCCAAGUUCCCAACCACAUGGAAGGAGACCCAUCCCCAUCCGGCGGCUCGGACGACCAGGAAGCUUCCGUCUUGGUAGCCAUGCUGAAGGCGGCUUCCUCGCAGUCGAGAGCGCAGUCGGACUUUGUCUCUGCUCACUUGUACUGGAAGACCCUGCAGCAACUCAACUCGCUCAAGUCCCCCAGCCUUUGCCAAAAUGGAUUCGCAGUGCUGUUGAACAUUUUCUCACGCGGGCCCCAGGAUUCGAUCCGCCGGUCCGCGGCCGCGAUAGAGGACUACGACGCGUGGCUCGUCUGGCUGAAACAAAGCCAGGAACGCCUCGAGGGCCAUCUAGAUGGUAUGUCAAAGAGGCUGCGCGCCUUGAGGGAUAAAAUGUGGUAUGUCACGGAUGUGCACAACUCGGCGCCGUACGAGCACAGCCGCAACAUCUGCGUGGCCCUAAAAACCAUGGGCCUACCACGGAGAGGACGAGCCGGCGCGGCGCGGGGCGCAGGGGCAACGUACAUUUACCGCGCCGAGUCCCAAAUCAUGGAACUCCUCGCGGCGACGGAGGAACAGGGUGGCCCCAACAAGCUAAGCGACGACCAGGCGGAGAAGACGCAGAGGUGGCUGCAGCAAUGCGGGAUCACGUCGGCCUUUUGUCAGGGAGAAGAGCGCAUCCACCGAUUCUGUUUGGAAGUGGAUAACUGCAUCGGCAAGCUGAUUGGGGACAGCAUGGUUGACGCGCCAGUUCUCUGGUCGAGCGAGCUGUACCUGCGGGACAGGAAAAUGCUCGAAAGUAGCAAGAAUGGGGCGCCCCGCGACCGGGACUCAUUUUGGGGCGGCGAUGACACGUCGAGCAUCCUGUCCGACUCGGACAGGAGGUUCGGAACCGGCAGUCGGCCAUUAGCGACGCUCCGGGAUCUCCGCAACCUAUCGGGGUUCAACUCGAGCCAGCAAUCCUUUGACUCGUCCCGUUUCAGCUUUUCUCGGGCCAGCGCCAACUAUUCGGAUAUCUUGGAUGGGCAAGAUUACUUUGGCGCGUCCUCUCCGGUACACACGAUUGACUCUACGACGACAUUUUGGUCACCCUUCCAGUCGACCAUGCACGGCGACGUCGUCCAACGAGACGGUGUUCCAGCAGCGACUAUCAGAGGAGAAGUCAAGUUUCUGCUCGAGCUCCGGCAGACGCUGACUAGUCUUUUGCUCUCGGACCUCGGAAACCUCGUGUUCGUCCGAGGGUCAGAGACGGACGCCUGGUUCGAGGAUCUCGGCCAACAGUGCAUCGACCUUCAGGAAUCGACGGAGCGCAAGGCGAGGCGCGCCGCCGCUGCAGGGGGUGGUGCCAAGGUUGCCCCCACCAGCACCCUCGCCGGUGCUGGUGCUGCGGCAUCGACACCGGCACCAAAGAAGGACAAGGCGGCGGGGCCGUCGCCCCGACCCAGAGUGAUUGAGAAGAAGAAGAGCUUUGGUAACCUGCGGGAGCCGGCGAAACGCUGCUCCACGGCGAGCGCCAGCGAUACCCUGACGGCGCGGAGCCGGACUUCCAACCGCGGGGCCCGAUCCGACUUUCCGUACAAGAAGGCGUACCAAAAGCUCCUUCGCAUGUUUACGAUUCACCCGAAUCCCAACGUGAAGCUGAACGCGCUUCACGAACUAAAGCACCUGAUCCUCUCCUCGCUCACCCUCGGCGGCUCGAAACGAAGUCGGCUCGCGCUCGCGCGCUCGGAGCUGCAAGCAACCGCAGGGCUAGACGAGCAAGGGACAAGGCAGAGCCCGUUGGACGACGCCAUCGAUAAGAUUAAGGAGAGACGGUCGCAGUCGGUGAUGCAGGCUGGGGGAUCGGGCCUGGCGGCCGGAACCCAGUUCAGGGGCUUGGGGCUGGAGACGCGGAUACCGGGAACGGCAAACGCGGCGAGCAUGGACCUGGCGGUGCUAGAAGUGCUCUCGUCCCUCUUCAAGGAUGCGGCAAUCCGGCCGAAAACCUUGUUCCGCGACCUACAAUUCAUCGCAGCCUUUGUUCCGUCUUCGGUGCUGGACAAGUCGGACAAGGGCACGUCGUUUUGGGAGGCGGGGCUCGCAGCGAUCCGACUCAAGCAGGAGGUAUGCCAGACGAUGGUCAAGGUCACGGACAACGUGGUGGAACAUCACACGAGCAAACGGAAGCAGGCGGUGGACACGAUGAGCUCGCAAAGCGAGAGCGCGGCGGAGCAGCUGUCCUCGACGGCGUCACCAUCGCCGCCGCCGGUCACAAGCAAGUACACUCUUCCGGACGCGGUGAGGAUGGUGAUAAUCACGGCCAAGGAACAGAACCCAGCAUCGCAGCGGGAGCUUGGCUUGUUUUGCCUCUCGCACCCAGAACUUAUCGACCGGGUGACGAUGCCCCUGUCGAAGCCACGAGAGGUGUUUAAGCAGGCCAUCAUGGAGACGUACGGCGGUGGGCCGGGCCGGGGUGGCUCGGGGGUCGGCAGGCACCCGGCGGACAGGGAAAGAGCGCGCGCGACGGGAUCGGGGGCGCAGCUCGGGGGUGGAGAUGAGGGCGGCGAGGACGUGAGGAGCGAUCCGGCGCUGAUGUGCAUGGCGCUGCAUUGGAUGCAAGCGGCAGAUCAGGGCGGAGACCGGAUCGCGACGGACUUUAUACGGCAGCAAGGGGUGAUUUAA
This is a messenger RNA of Parascedosporium putredinis, 4932 nucleotides long. The record is from the annotation of a GenBank genome assembly. Lineage: Eukaryota; Fungi; Ascomycota; Sordariomycetes; Microascales; Microascaceae.